Fusarium falciforme is the source of this 384-nucleotide messenger RNA. RefSeq lists its product as hypothetical. NCBI's taxonomy places the organism in Eukaryota, Fungi, Ascomycota, Sordariomycetes, Hypocreales, Nectriaceae. The transcript is spliced from 3 exons. Bases 1 to 384 code for a protein of 127 amino acids. The record is from RefSeq and is a predicted model, not a curated record. Gene Ontology annotation, molecular function: deaminase activity. Gene Ontology annotation, cellular component: cytosol; mitochondrion.
AUGCUGAGACCUGAAUAUCUUUCUCUCCAAGGAAUUAAGAAUAUGGCAUCGCGCAUUCCAGUCUUCACAAAAGAUGCCCCCGCUCCCAUGGGUGGCCUCCUCAGUCAAGGCAUCGUCGCCAAUGGCUUUCACCGAUGCAUCAACAACCUGGGCGCAACUCUAGAGGCAGCGGGGUCCAGCUUGAACGAUGUCAUUGAAGUCACGAUUUACAUGGCUAGCUCGGAAAAGUUUGCGCGCAUGAAUGAGGUUUACAAGACAUAUUGGGGAGAUAUCAAGCCUGCAGGGACGACCGUGUUCAUGUUGGAGCUACCGCCUAAGACUCUGCUGGGGAUGAAGUGUGUUGGUUUGGUUACCAGACAAUCAGUUGCCAAGUCGAAGGUAUAG